AUGGCCAAUACGCCAUCGACCAGUCCUAAUCCCGGAAUGCGAAGUGAACAUGAUCCACAGACGCUCCAGCCCGUAGCAAUCAGGGCAGGAAAGGGGAAAAAGUGUCCCUUUUGCUCAAGGGAGUUCUACAAAGCCGAUCAUUUUCAUCGGCACAUUCGAUCACACACUAAAGAGAAGCCAUUCCGCUGUCACAUUUGUCGCAAGGCCUAUCCCCGCCAAAUCCACAGGCAAGACUCGGACGUCACCGAAUCGUGCACGAGAGCGACUCCGAACGAGGCACCUCAGACAGCAUAUCAAGACGCCUCUCCAUCCGCUAAUUCGACUUCGACUUCGAGAUCCAGAUCCAUGAACCUUGAGGUUUCAAGGCCCACGUUGUACGAGAAGCAAUCAACCCCGGCGUCGCAUUCGUCAGGGAGAUCAUUGGGGUACGGCCACCACGAGAAUGUGCAAGAUUCAUAUGCCACAAUAGCAUCAAGCUUCCCGCAGGCUUCUCCAUCACAAGAUCCCUCGAGCAAUCCCAUAGGGGCAAUGCAAAGUCUAGAAGACAGAAUUCACGGCGCUGCGACAUUCAGUCAAUCUCAGAUCGCAGCACCCAUGCUGUCCUCCCCUGCAGUGGCCGAACAUGACGCCACUCUAAAUGCACAAACUAACCAAAUCAACUUCAAUGGGCCCCUUGAGACACACCCGUUUAUGGAGCCACUUACUGACAUCCACUCCGGACAUUGGCUCCUGGAAGAUGACUUCGAUUUUACCGUAUUCGAACCCAUGGGGUUUAGCAGCACUCUACACGAACCCCAGCUGAUAAAUCAUGACAAUAAUCCAAAGUCGUCGCAUCAGCAAAAGACAGAGAAACCCAAAUUUCGACCAGCAGUCCUCGAUCUCAGACAAAUCUGGUAUAUCCAGGUUUCUGGUAUGGAAAACGAGCCUGAGCUAGAUUCGGGGACGGCAACUCCAAGGGAUGCCGCUACAACGACUCUCGACAACAUUGACGAAACAUAUCGGGUGAGAAUGGCAAGCAAGUUGCGACCACCCCUGCGGGAUGAGCCGCUGCCCUCCAUUGACUUUAUGAAUCUAUGUAUUCAUCUCUUUUUCACCAGAUUCAAUGUCGCUUUACCCCUCAUACAUAGCCCUUCUUUUCGGCCAACACACAGCAAUGCUCUGUUGGUGCUCUCGAUUUGCUCGGCAGGAUGUCUAUCUCUUGGCUCUGAGGCGUCGGCAAAAACGGGUUCCAUGCUCUUUGAACGAGUGAACAAGGCUAUUCUUGUUGCUCCCUGGGAAAGAGUCCUUCCUCGACCUAAUGACCAAACCUGGAAUAUCGUAAAGGCGUCUAUAAUCGGUCAGACUUACGCACUGCUAUCUGGCGAUCCAGCUCACCGAGCAACGGCCGCUGCCUAUCAUGGGUCGCUCAUCGCGCUUGCUCGUCACCACAAGUUAUUUAAUCCGGCACCGGCUUUUUAUCUCCCUGAUGAUCUUUCUACUGAGGAUCUGGACAAAGCAUGGAGAACGUGGGCAACGCAAGAAGAGCUGAGGAGGAUAGCUGUGCUGCUUUAUAUCCAUGACGCCGAGAUCGCUGCAUUGUUUCAUCAUGAGCCGGUCUUUCGUCACAAUGCGGGACAUAUACCCACAGUCUCCUCACCAGAACUCUUCUCCGCUCCGUCAGCGUCCACCUGGGCUUCAUUACUCCGAGCUGAGCAAAGAGAAAGCCAAUUCGGAUCCCCCGAUUAUCGAGCUGAAAUCACUAGCUCUUUCAACGUCGGGCACGGAACUAUUCGUGGCGAGAGCCAGUCAAACCCCUUGUUACAGAGAGGCAUGAAGUACCGCAACAUAUUGAAUGUCUAUAACAACCUUUCGGGUAUCAGUGCGUCGAUAUGUGAGUGCCGACAUUUGGAUCUCCUCUCUUUUACCAUGGUGAGCAAAUUCGAAUCUGACCUUCUCACUUGGUAUGCGUCCACACCAAAGGGCUUCAAAGUGUCUUCCGACGCCUCUACGCAGACAGAAGCUCCAUUCAGCUUGCUUCCAUUAUGGCAUUACAACUUCCUCACCUUGAGUACAGAUCUCAAUGUUCUUGAGAUUGCAGUCGGCAAGGAAGGUAACGAAAUUGCCCCGGCGACUCGGGAGUCAGUGUUAUCCUGGAUUACGUCGUUGGAUUCCAAAAGAUGCUUGCUCCACGCCUUGUUCCUGCAAAAUCUGAUCGUAUCCACAAACAUGGGCGCUCUUGUUGCUAUUCAUACCCCACGAAUUCUGUUCUCGGCCGCGAUCUGUUGGUAUUGUUAUAUGCUGUACCUGCCAGAGUGUCCUUCAGCGUCAAUAUCAUGGACCUCCCCGUUCCCAGCUGGCAUGUUUGAACCACUAAACUCGUUGCCUGAGAUCCAGCUGCUUCGCGAAGGCAAAAGUUUAGACCCGACCAACAUCUACCCGGUGCCACACAUACUUGACGAAACUCUCGCUGCUCUGCCGAAGAUCCUGGCUGCGAACAUUGCCGAAAUGAAGGCUAGUACCCUUUGUGUCAUUGAGUGCAUUCUCCGCAGACUAGGGACGAGUGGUAUUUCCCUGCGAUUUGCAGACAUAAUUCAGGCUUUCAUUUCGGGGGAGACAAAGAGCACCCGAGUGGAUCAGUACACCGUUCAACAAAUUUCCCAGCCUACAGCAGCGUAA
Messenger RNA from Cladophialophora bantiana CBS 173.52, 2655 nucleotides. RefSeq lists its product as uncharacterized. NCBI's taxonomy places the organism in Eukaryota, Fungi, Ascomycota, Eurotiomycetes, Chaetothyriales, Herpotrichiellaceae. Gene Ontology annotation, cellular component: chromatin. The transcript has 2 exons. Bases 1 to 2655 code for a protein of 884 amino acids. The record is from RefSeq and is a predicted model, not a curated record. Gene Ontology annotation, molecular function: RNA polymerase II cis-regulatory region sequence-specific DNA binding; DNA-binding transcription factor activity, RNA polymerase II-specific; zinc ion binding. Gene Ontology annotation, biological process: DNA-templated transcription; regulation of transcription by RNA polymerase II.